Messenger RNA from Laccaria bicolor S238N-H82, 753 nucleotides. RefSeq lists its product as uncharacterized. Lineage: Eukaryota; Fungi; Basidiomycota; Agaricomycetes; Agaricales; Hydnangiaceae. The record is from RefSeq and is a predicted model, not a curated record. The coding region runs from base 1 to 753 and encodes 250 amino acids. The transcript has 2 exons.
AUGGCCGACCUCGAAAGAUCUGCUAAGCCUGUUUCCCAGUGGACCAAUAACAUGCUCCUGGCUUUCAACAUUCGGGUAGAAGACGCUGGGGUUGAGGCGUUUUUCAAUAUCCCUCAGCUCCCCCCACCAACGGUCUCCUCAGCAAUUUUGGAUAAUCUUGACGAGCCACCUGGGCUUUCGUACGAGGACCAUGUAUUCUUUAAUUAUAAAGGCAUGGCAGAACGCCUACGCUCCUGCAUCGAAUUUACUCUGUUCCUUUUGGGUCUCUUACACUAUGACAGCGGAUAUCGCCUGCUCAGUGUCUGGGCAAAGCUUUCCUUGCCCAUGGCUGGUCGCCGCAUCAAUGCGGACAUCGAUCUGUUCGUGAUGAAUGAGCUCGGCGAGUAUAUCUUGAUCUUUCACGAGGACAAGCACUCAAGCCAAGAUCCCGAAGCACAAGUCAUCGCGAAGGCAAUCGCCGCGUUCGACUGCAAUAAUAAUAAACGCGUGAAAUCAGGUUUGCAACGCCUGCCGGACAAGGACAUUUGUGCUAUCGUUAUGAAACGCACUGCAAUCACCUUUUAUCGCGUUCAUGUUACGACAGCACUUGUUGAUGCCGUCGCCGCUUUAACCUAUCCACAGGGAGAAACAACGGUCCUGAGGUUUGUACCACCUGUCCCGAACCAGGAACUGUAUGGUACAGAAGGAAUGCAUCCGCUGGCCAAUCGACUUUCUGUUUUCCAGUGUCUUGAAGCUUCAAGGCAGUUAUACUAG